Messenger RNA from Gossypium arboreum, 1552 nucleotides. Its product is annotated as probable pectate lyase 4. Gene Ontology annotation, molecular function: pectate lyase activity. The transcript has 5 exons. The record is from RefSeq and is a predicted model, not a curated record. The coding region runs from base 233 to 1342 and encodes 369 amino acids. NCBI's taxonomy places the organism in Eukaryota, Viridiplantae, Streptophyta, Magnoliopsida, Malvales, Malvaceae.
AAACAGAUGAAAUUGGGCCGACGGUGAGCACUUCUCCAUCCUUUCACUUGACUCGGAAAUCUUCACAUUCAGUCUAUAAUAAAUCAAUUGAGACGCCAAGUAUCGUAGGUAUCCCCAAAAUGUUUUGUCGGCAAAAAAUCAUUGGUGCAUGAAAGCAUAUGUAGCCAAGGCUCUUCCGUUGCAAAACAAUCAAUUUCCUAAACGUUCAUCAGCUUAGCUGUUACAACCAUAAAUGGGGAACGCUCACCCCCACCGCAAGCACCGUAACCACCACCAUCACCCAACGCCUACCCCUCCUUACUAUAUAUCUCCCCAACCUUAUGUCCCAAGCUACAUGCCACAACCCCACAUGCCUCACUCUUUGCCUUAUUUAAAUGUCGACUCUAGUCUUCGAGCUCUUGCCGGUCAAGCUGAGGGCUUUGGUCGCUUCGCCAUUGGUGGGUUGCACGGUCCUAUCUACCAUGUUACUACUUUAUCCGAUGAUGGACCAGGAUCGCUGCGUGAUGGUUGCCGCAGAAAAGAACCCCUUUGGAUUGUCUUUGAAGUUUCAGGAACCAUUCAUCUUUCUUCUACCUUGAGUGUGUCAUCUUAUAAGACCAUUGAUGGACGUGGCCAACGGAUAAAACUCACCGGGAAAGGUUUGAGGCUCAAGGAAUGUGAGCAUGUUAUCGUAUGCAAUUUGGAGUUUGAAGGUGGUAGAGGACCAGAUGUUGAUGGGAUCCAAAUAAAACCCAACUCCAAGCACAUUUGGAUAGACCGUUGCAGCCUUCGCGAUUAUGAUGAUGGGUUGAUAGACAUCACCCGAGGAAGCACUGAUAUCACUGUUUCCAGGUGUCACUUUGCACAGCAUGACAAGACGAUGCUUAUUGGAGCAGACCCUUCUCAUGUCGGUGAUAGGUGUAUCCAGGUGACCAUUCACCAUUGCUUUUUCGAUGGGACUCGGCAACGCCACCCUCGUGUUAGAUAUGGGAAGGUACAUUUGUACAAUAAUUACACUAGAAAUUGGGGCAUUUAUGCAGUUUGUGCCAGUGUGGAAUCACAGAUAUACUCUCAGUGCAAUAUAUACGAAGCAGGGCAGAAGAAGGUGGCCUUCAAGUAUCUUCAUGAAAAGGCCGCAGACAAGGAUGAAGCUUGCAGCGGUUGCAUAAGGUCUGAAGGGGAUUUGUUUAUGACCGGAACCCAAGCAGGGUUGUUGACCGAGAAUGUUAUGUCCAACAUGUUUCAUCCAAGUGAAUACUACCCUACUUGGACAGUGGAACCUCCGUCAGAAGCUCUUAAACAUAUAGUACAGCAGUUUACUGGAUGGCAGUCUGUUCCUCGGCCAGCUGAAGCAUCUUCAUAGCCAAUUUGCCUCGGGACUUUUUGCUGUUGAAAUUGCCCUAAAAGACUCUGGACUCUUUAUACUGCAACUGUUCUUGCACGGCGUAUAAAAAUUUCAUAAAAUUUACCUUUUCAAUCAUAGGACAUAACCAUAAUAACUUAAAUAAUAUGUUGCAACAAUCUAUGGUCUUCUUGCUUUACUGAGAGAGAAUAUGAUGAUAACUUAUUAUUA